This is a messenger RNA of Rhododendron vialii, 1358 nucleotides long. Its product is annotated as probable carboxylesterase 18. NCBI's taxonomy places the organism in Eukaryota, Viridiplantae, Streptophyta, Magnoliopsida, Ericales, Ericaceae. The transcript has a single exon. Gene Ontology annotation, biological process: pollen tube growth. The coding region runs from base 67 to 1083 and encodes 338 amino acids. The record is from RefSeq and is a predicted model, not a curated record. Gene Ontology annotation, molecular function: carboxylic ester hydrolase activity.
ACCACAAACAAAAAGAUCAUUAAUAUUACUCCUAAACUUGAAAGCCAGAGGGGGAGAGAGAGAGAUAUGGCUGGAGGAGAUAGUACUAGAGCAGCAACUCCAUCUCUUCCAUGGAAAACCAGACUCUUACUCGCCGGCCACACUUUCGCUGUCGACUGCUCGUGCCGCUCUAACGGCACCGUCAAUCGCGGCCUCAUAAACUUCCUGGACCUCAAAGCCCCUCCCUCUGCCAAACCCAUCAACGGCGUCACUUCAUCUGAUAUCACCGUCGACCCCUCUCGUAAUCUCUGGUUCCGCCUCUACACUAUUACCCCCGCCGACACUGACACCAAGCUCCCCGUCAUCGUUUACUUCCACGGCGGCGGAUUUGCUUUCUUCUCUGCCAACACGAAACCCUACGACGACUUCUGCCGCCGCCUCGCCUCCGAACUCCAGGCCAUCGUCAUCUCCGUCAACUACCGCCUCGCCCCUGAGCACCGCUUCCCUUCCCAAUUCGACGACGGCCUUGACACGUUGAAGUUUCUCGACGACGACGACAGCCUUCACUUGCCCCAGUACGCGGACCUCAGCCGCUGCUUCUUAGCCGGAGACAGCGCCGGCGGAAACAUCGCCCACCAUGUAACGCUCAGAGUCUCCACGUACCACCGCGAGUUCAAGAAAUUGAAGAUCGCCGGAUUGAUUGCGAUCCAGGCGUUCUUCGGUGGGGAAGAGCGCACGGAGUCGGAGCUCCGGCUGACCAACGUCCCAUCUGUGAAGUUAGAGCGUUCUGACUGGAUGUGGAGGGCUUUUUUGCCCCUGGGUUCAGACCGAAACCACGAGGCUGCCCAUGUUUUCUCCGGGGGAGAUGUUUCUGGGGUGGAGAAAUACCCGGCGGCGAUGGUGGUGGUUGGUGGUUUCGAUCCGUUGCAGGACUGGCAGAAGAGGUUUUAUGAGUGGCUGAAUAAAGCUGGGAAAGAGGCGUAUUUGGUUGAAUACCCAAAUGCAAUCCAUGCUUUCUAUGUGUUUCCUGAAUUGCCAGAGUCUUCUCUGUUAAUCGCAGAGGUGAGGGAAUUCGUUCAAAAGCAAUCCUUAUCGUCCAAAUGAGACUUUGGAUUUUAUUGUUUUUGUUUGUUUGUUUGUUAUUUUCACCCGGUGGAAAUAACAAACUUACUUCCAAGAUGUGUUUUGUGUUGCUAAAACACACUUUUCCUGCGCUCCAUGGUUGUGUUUCUGUGUUUUGUGUUUUGUUUUCCCAAAAGUAAGCUUUUUCCUGCCUUUAGAUGCUUGAAUGUUGGGUUUGUAUGAGUUAAAAAUACAGCUUAAAGGCUCAGUUUCUAUGAAUAUGGAGAAAGAAUGAGAAUGCGGUGAUGUUUUUUUCA